GAACCAACAUCGCUGUAAAAUGGAGGUCCCUGUUUCUUUGAGUAGGCGUUCCUUCCAAAAACCCUCGAAUUUCUCUCGUUCGCAGACGUUUCCAGUGAUGUAGUCUACAUAUACUUAGUCUUAAGGGCGAAGACGUUAUUUUUGACCGGUUGAAUACAGCGAGACGACCACGAUUGUUGAAUUUCGAGGUGUAUUUUUGUGGAAGGUGAGGGGAGAGGCAUUUCCAAGAUGGCGUCCCUGAACGUGGAAUAUUUUGAGCGCAAACUGGCUGGGCUACAGAACACGAUGGACAGUAUCCAGACCCUCUCUCUGUGGAUCGUACACCACAAGAGCAGCCACCAACAGAUCGUGCAGCUGUGGAUGAAGCAGCUUCGGAAAUCUAAGCCUCCAGAAAAGCUGAAUCUGAUGUACCUCUGCAAUGAUGUACUACAAAAUGGACGAAGAAAGGGUGCUACGGCGUAUAAUGAGUCAUUCAAGACUGUGCUUGUAGAAGCUGCAUCACUCACCAGGUAAGGAGUAGACAUAUGCCACCAUUACAAAAAUUAAUCU
Molecule: messenger RNA, 549 nt
Organism: Branchiostoma belcheri (Belcher's lancelet)
Lineage: Eukaryota; Metazoa; Chordata; Leptocardii; Amphioxiformes; Branchiostomatidae
Product: regulation of nuclear pre-mRNA domain-containing protein 1A-like
Exons: 2
Coding region: 229-513 (94 amino acids)
Biological process (GO): mRNA 3'-end processing
Cellular component (GO): RNA polymerase II, holoenzyme
Molecular function (GO): RNA polymerase II complex binding
Source: RefSeq, a predicted model, not a curated record